UUUUACCUGACGUAACGGGACCCACUGGAGCAGAGGGUCCCAGUCUCUGGGUAGGACCAUAAGCGGAGGGGAGCACAAAGGCACGGGAGGAGGCGUUCUCCCCGGUGCGCAGAGGCGGGCCCGAGGCUCGGCGGCGGCGGCGCCCACGGUGACCCCGCCCCCGGGACCGGGCUGGGACGUGAUUCCGGAGCCCCCGCCUGGCCGCUCGCCUUCCACAGGGUCCGCUGGCGGCGGCUGCGGGGAUGGACUCCGCGCAGGGCCAUGUGACCUUUGAGGACGUGUUUGUGUACUUCUCACGGGAUGAGUGGGGGCUCCUGGAUGAUGCUCAGAAACUCCUGUACCGCGAUGUGAUGCUGGAGAACUUUGCACUUGUAGCCUCGCUGGGAAUGGCAUCUUCUGGGUCACCCGUCCUCACCCAACUGGAGCAAGGGGAAGAGUCCUGGGUGCCUGACCAGGUAGAUACAACUCUAUGCACAGCAAGCGAGUCCCAGAGAGGACCUGGACUUGAUUGUUGGCAUGGAACGGAGGAUGAGGAGGCAUCUUCUGAGCAGAGUGUUUCUUUAGGAGUCUCUCAGACCCAGAUUCGCAGUGCAGGUCCUUGCACCUCAAACACCCACCCCUAUGACGUGUGUAGCCCAACAUGGAGAAGCAUUUUGCACCUGGCUCAGUAUGAGGGAAUAAAGGCCUGGCAGAAACCAUACACUUGUGGGCUAUGUGGGAAACAGUUCUGGUUCACUGCAAACUUUCACCAGCACCAGAAGCAGCACAGCAGAGAGAAAACCUUCAGAAGGUACGAGGGCAGAAACUCUGUAAAGAACUGCCGAGGCUACAUGCCAGAGAAGACCUACACGUAUGGGGAGAAUGGGAUGGACUUCCCAACAACCACUGGCUUUCUUUACCAGGUCCCUCCCAGUGGGGUGAAGCCCCAUAAAAGCACUGAAUGCGUGGGGUUUCGCAGUAGACAGAGGCAUCACAGGUGCACCAAAUGUGGGGAAUCCUUCAGCCGCAAAGACACACUUGUUCGGCACCAGAGAAUCCAUACUGGAGAAAGGCCUUACGAGUGCGUUGAAUGUGGGAAAUCUUUUAGCCAAAGCUCUGACCUUUUUAAACACCGGACAGUUCACACUGGUGAAAGGCCUUACGAGUGCACCGAAUGUGGGAAAUUCUUUAGACAAAUCUCUGGCCUUAUUGAACACAGGCGAGUUCACACAGGUGAAAGGCUUUAUCAGUGCAGUGAAUGUGGAAAAUUCUUUAGCAGCAAAUCUAACCUCAUCCGACACCAAGAAGUUCAUACAGGAGCAAGGCCUUAUGUAUGCAGCAAAUGUGGGAAAGAAUUCAACCGCAAACACACACUUGUUCUGCACCAGAGAAUUCACACUGGAGAAAAGCCUUAUGAGUGUAGUGAAUGUGGGAAAUCCUUCAGCCAAAGCUCCCACCUUAUUGUACACUGGAGGAUUCAUAACAGUGACUAUGAGUGCAGCAGAUGUGGGAAAGCCUUUAACUGCAUCUCUAAACUCACUCAACACCAGAAAGUUCAUUCUGGAGAAAAACCUUAUGAGUGCAGCAAAUGUGGAAAAGCCUUUACCCAAAGACCAAACCUUAUCCGGCACUGGAAAAUUCACACUGGAGAAAGACCUUACGUAUGCAGCAUAUGUGGGAAAGAGUUCAACCGCAAACACUCACUUGUUUUGCACCAGAGAAUUCACACUGAUGAAAAGCCUUGAAAUUGCAGUGAUUGUGGGAAUUCCUUUAGAUGAAAGUUCCCACUUUAUUGUACACUGGAGAAUUCCCAGCAGUGAUUAUGAAUGUAGAUUUAGGAAAGCCUUUAGCUGCAUCUCUAAACUCAUUCAGCACCAGAAAGC
This is a messenger RNA of Choloepus didactylus (southern two-toed sloth), 1862 nucleotides long. Its product is annotated as zinc finger protein 671-like. Gene Ontology annotation, biological process: regulation of transcription by RNA polymerase II. Bases 243 to 1724 code for a protein of 493 amino acids. The transcript has 4 exons. NCBI's taxonomy places the organism in Eukaryota, Metazoa, Chordata, Mammalia, Pilosa, Megalonychidae. The record is from RefSeq and is a predicted model, not a curated record. Gene Ontology annotation, molecular function: DNA-binding transcription factor activity, RNA polymerase II-specific; RNA polymerase II cis-regulatory region sequence-specific DNA binding.